CCACCGGCGACGGUCGCGGAGCCCAUUCCACCUUCCGCGUAAUUAAUAGGAGGGCCCACUUCACAGUGAGAUAGACCUUUUUUUUUUUCAUCUAGCGAAGCAGCAAAUCGCCCCCCCUUCUUCGCCGCCGGCGGCCGGAGGGAGAUGGCGUCGGAGCUCACGUACCGCGGCGGCGUGGCCCCGGGCUCCGCCCCCGACGGCGGGGGGUACUCCCCCAAGCCCUCCAAGCCGCUCUCCUGGCUCACCCGCGCCGCCCGCUACGCCGCCGCCGAGCACCGCCCCGUCUUCGCCCUCGCCGGGAUGCUCUUCGCCGCCGCGCUGUUCUCCCUGUACGCCCCCUCCGGCCCGCAGCAGUCCUCCGCUGGGGGCGGUGGGGUCGCGGCCACAUUCGGCCACCUCUCCUCGCUCCCGUCGUCGUCGAUGCGCGGGUCCGCCGGCGGUAAGGUGCCGCUGGGCCUCCGCCGGCGCGCGCUGCGGGUGCUCGUCACGGGCGGCGCCGGGUUCGUCGGGAGCCACCUCGUGGACCGGCUGGUGGAGCGCGGCGACAGUGUGAUCGUGGUGGACAACUUCUUCACGGGGCGCAAGGACAACGUGGCGCACCACCUCGCGAACCCGCGCUUCGAGGUGAUCCGGCACGACGUCGUCGAGCCCAUCCUGCUCGAGGUCGACCAGAUCUACCACCUCGCCUGCCCCGCCAGCCCCGUGCACUACAAGUACAACCCCAUCAAGACCAUCAAGACCAAUGUGGUUGGAACACUGAACAUGCUUGGAUUGGCCAAGAGGAUUGGGGCAAGGUUUCUCCUGACCAGUACCAGUGAGGUCUAUGGUGAUCCCCUCCAGCACCCUCAGGUGGAGACUUACUGGGGCAAUGUCAACCCCAUUGGUGUUAGAAGCUGCUAUGAUGAGGGCAAGCGCACAGCCGAAACAUUGACCAUGGACUACCACCGUGGUGCCAACCUUGAGGUGAGGAUUGCUCGAAUUUUUAACACAUAUGGUCCUCGCAUGUGCAUUGACGAUGGCCGUGUUGUCAGCAACUUCGUUGCUCAGGCACUAAGGAAAGAGCCUUUGACUGUCUAUGGUGAUGGCAAGCAGACUAGGAGCUUUCAAUAUGUCUCUGAUUUGGUGGAAGGUUUGAUGAGCUUGAUGGAAGGAGAGCAUAUAGGACCAUUUAAUCUGGGUAAUCCUGGUGAGUUCACCAUGCUGGAGUUGGCUAAGGUUGUCCAGGACACCAUUGACUCAAAUGCUCGCAUCGAGUUCCGUCCAAACACUGCUGAUGAUCCACACAAGCGCAAACCUGAUAUCACCCGUGCGAAAGAGCUCCUGGGCUGGGAGCCCAAGGUUCCCCUGCGGGAGGGUCUUCCCCUCAUGGUUACCGACUUCCGCAAACGCAUCUUUGGUGAUCAGGAAGCCUAAUCUGCAGCAGCUGGUGGCUUGUCUUAAAUUUCAACACAACUGCACACAGCUUAAGCCAAAUCCUAUAACUUGUACUUUGUUGUAACUACAUCUGGAAAAGUUAAAAAUGGGUAGAAAGAUAUGGCAAAGAAA
Molecule: messenger RNA, 1545 nt
Organism: Oryza brachyantha (malo sina)
Lineage: Eukaryota; Viridiplantae; Streptophyta; Magnoliopsida; Poales; Poaceae
Product: UDP-glucuronic acid decarboxylase 4
Exons: 6
Coding region: 145-1413 (422 amino acids)
Biological process (GO): D-xylose metabolic process
Cellular component (GO): cytoplasm
Molecular function (GO): UDP-glucuronate decarboxylase activity; NAD+ binding
Source: RefSeq, a predicted model, not a curated record